AUAAAUCAGGUUUAUGGUUUAAUGAGGAGGAGCCGGUCACAGAUGAAAAAAUUGACGAAGAGACGGUUUGGGAAAAUGUUGAAGAAGCAUUUAUAAUUGAUGACCUAAAACCAGAUUUGUCAGAUUUUGUUCGAGGAACCAGACAACGAUCUACAAUUAGGAAGAAAAGAAAAGAAAUUCUGGAAACAAAAGAAAUCGAAGAUUCUUCUACGGAAAAAGAAGAAAAAGAAGAAGAGGUUAAGCAAGAAAUAAGAAAUCAGCUACAACAAGAUCAAGAUCAUGACACAGAACAAGAGUUGACAGUACAAGAAGGAAAUCUUUCAAAGCAAGAAGAAAAAAGUGUUCUAAAGAUUAAUGAUGGAAAGGAAGAUUUUCCUUUGUGUACAAUCUACACAGGAGUAGAAUUAGGAGGAGAAGAUGAAGAAGACGAUGAAGAAGAAGAAGAAGAAGAAGAUGAAGAAAAAGAAGAAAAGGAAGAAAAGGAAGUAAUAUGCAUGAGACAACCUCCAACACCUGCUCCUAGGUCUAUUGGAAGAGCCAAAGGACUAAAUGUGAGUGAGCAGCUGGGUUUGAAUUUACAAGGCCUCGAAAAUAUGACUGAUGAGGAUGAUUCAGUUUUUGAUGAUUUAGUGAUUAGUUAUGAUCCACGGUUUGGCAGAGAGUACGUUUACCACCAUAGCAGUGACGAGGAAAUGGAAGUUUUUUUCAGACCAAGCUUCGAUCUUCAUACAAUUCGAGAAGCUUCGAUCGAAGAACUCGAAGCUUUAAGUGAUACAUCGAUAGAAUCUUCUGCUUCUUUAAAAGAUCAAGAAAGAUCUUUGGAAGACGACCACAAAGAAUCCAAUAUUGAAAAUCCUCCAGCUGUUCCAAUACCUCGAGCACGCAAGAUAAAUCAAAUGAAUCAGAGAAAACCAGUUUAUCAUGAAGAAUUAGUUAUUUUAUCAGGGUUUCUGGAAAACGACCAGUCAGAGAUAAAGCAGAAUUCCACCAUUUGCAAUGAAGAAAUAACCGGAAAUUCAACCACGGCCAUUUUUAAUGAUGGUAAAAGAGCGCCAAACGACGGAGAACUACCUGAUGUUGUUAAAGGUACGGAAUCGCCGGAACCUCUUGAGAUACUUACUGAAGAUGAUUUCUGGAGUGAUGACGAGCUUGAAGAAGCGUUUAAGCAUAAAAUCCCAACCGAGGAUUUCGAAUAUUCUGGACAAAAUCGAGCUGUACAAUUUCAAGGACCUGAACAGCACAAUGAUCAAAAUGAGGAAACGAUUGAGAAACAACAGUUGUCUGUACGAAAAAUGGAUUGGUCGGUACAAAAACAAGAAAAAUUUAUAGACGAUGAUAAAAGUAUUUUAAAAAAACAGAAAGAUAUUAAAACUGAACCUGAAAUGAAUACAAAUAAAUAUGAACCACUUAAACAUAGUAUAGAACAAAAAGAAGUUAACAAGGUACAGGAUAAGCAUAAUAAUAUAUCAAAACCAAUAUGUGAAGAAGAAGAAAUGGAAUCCAAAAAAUCCCCAAACAAAGAUCAAUUUGUGGAGAAGAAAAGUAAAAUGACACCUAAAGUACAGGAGAAUCCCCAAACUGUACUUGAGGUUGAAUCAUCUGUACAAAAGGAAGAUAUUUCUGUUCAGCAUAACCCCCAAGUCUUUAUGAACCCUAUAGAGGCACAUCAUCAUGCUAAGAUAAGAGAUAUAAUGUUACAAGCCACAGAUAAUUUCAAACAUGUCAUUCAACCGCAUGAGGAGGAAGAGAAUCAAACUGUUCCGAAAACGUUGAAAUCUAUUCCGAUUGAAAAUGAGGAACUGGAAGAUUUCCGACGAGGAACUCGUCAAAGAUCAACAAUCCGACGGAAAAAACGUGUUGAACAGACGGAAAGUUUAAGAAGAAUCCGCCAACCUUCUAAUGCGAAAAAUCCGGGAAGAAAAAUUACUUUCAUCGACAUAAAAACAUGGGAAGAGAGGAACAAAGAACGAAGUUUGGAGAACAUAGUUUUAUGUUACAGCUUUUAAAAGUUUAAAAUUGGGAUAUUUUGUGAAAAAUAAAAAUGUUUACAAUAGUUAAAAAAUUAUAUUAACAAAA
This is a messenger RNA of Eurytemora carolleeae, 2076 nucleotides long. RefSeq lists its product as uncharacterized. The transcript is spliced from 7 exons. The record is from RefSeq and is a predicted model, not a curated record. NCBI's taxonomy places the organism in Eukaryota, Metazoa, Arthropoda, Copepoda, Calanoida, Temoridae. The coding region runs from base 495 to 2006 and encodes 503 amino acids.